This is a messenger RNA of Mytilus trossulus (common blue mussel), 2365 nucleotides long. RefSeq lists its product as uncharacterized. The record is from RefSeq and is a predicted model, not a curated record. Gene Ontology annotation, molecular function: oxidoreductase activity. The coding region runs from base 1 to 2346 and encodes 781 amino acids. Lineage: Eukaryota; Metazoa; Mollusca; Bivalvia; Mytilida; Mytilidae. The transcript is spliced from 4 exons.
AUGAGAGAAGGCUAUGUUUGUGAGAGGAAGAGGAAGAGAAAAUGUGAGAGAGAUGGAGGUGAGAAGAGAAUAAUAAUUCUGAUUUUCCUGUCAUUUCUAAAGACUAUAGAGUGUGAUGUUAAACCACAACCACUUCCAAAACAACUGAAAUUAUGUCUCAAUGACAGAUUCGCUAGUGAUCCUUCAGCAAGAGAAGAGGAUGUAAGCACAUCGUGCAUGUUAGAGUUCAUGUGGUUAAACAAGGAUUAUUGUGAGGUCGCUUCACCAGGAACAGUAGAGUGGCUUUCAUCUUUGGUUAGAAAAAUUGCUCCGAGCUCAAUAAGAAACGGAUCUACUAGACACAAGAGACAAGCUUCUGGUGGAACUCCUAGAAGAAGAAAAGAAUACAGGAUGUUAACUGACAACGAACGACGGGAAUAUCAUGAUGCUAUAAACCAACUUAAGAAUGACAGGUCUUUGAUUCCAAAUAGAUAUGAUGCCUUAGUACGAUAUCAUCAAGUUGCAAGUAGAGGAGCUCACGGUGGACCAGCGUUCCUGGCAUGGCAUCGUUACUUUUUAGUUCUGUACGAGUUGGCCUUGCAAGAAAAGAAUCCAAAUGUAAUGUUACCAUAUUGGGAUUCAACUUUAGACUCAGCAAUGUCGGAUCCAACUGAUUCAGUUUUGUGGACACGGGAAUUCGCAGGCAAUGGCAGAGGCAAUGUUGUAACUGGACCUUUUGCUGGUUGGCGGUACAAUAAUAAUCCCCUAACGCGGUCAGUAGGUGACGUCGGCAGAUUGAUGGAUAGGCGACCGACAAACAGACUUAUAAGAACCAGAAGAAGUUACAGGUACUUUGUUAUACAACUUGAACAACCUCAUAACCGUGUUCAUGUCUGGGUUGGCGGGAACAUGGUUAGUGUGGAACGGUCUCCAAGUGAUCCAAUGUUUUACAUGCAUCAUGCUUUUAUUGAUUGUGUAUGGGAAUUAUAUCGGAAUUUGCAGAAAAGACGACAUCGACAAGGAAACAGCUUUCAGGAUCCAGAAGAAUACCCUUUAGUUAGAGGGUUUGAAAGACCUCAUCACAAUCGGGAAACAAUAAUGCAAUUACCACUCCUUAGAAAUCAAUCUCUAACUAAUGGAGAUGGAUAUUUAAACUUCUGGACUGAGGAAUACUACACAUAUGCCCCACUUCCAUGGUGUGGUAAUAUAAAACCUGACUGUGGGUCUAAAUGGUUGCGAUGUGAUCUCAUAUCCAAAACAUGUGUAUCAAGAGGAUCGAUUGCUAUAGAACCACAAAUAACACCAGCAAGAUUUUUACGAGUAGCAGAAAUUGUAGCACCUGAACCAGCUCAAUCAGCAUCUAGAAUAAACUUACAGCGCUCUGUAAGAUUAUCCCAUGAUGCUUCAGUAUCCUCUAAAUCAUCUGAACCAGUAGGUACUACAAACCUUACAACAUCAUCAGAAGAUGUAACGAAAUGGGCUAAAAGUGUAACAAAGGAUUCAUUUUAUCGUGUACUUGAAAGGAUAUCGCUAUCAGACAGCAGUGAUUCAUUCCAGAGCGGAAUUUUAAAUAACAGUCCAAGCAAAUUUAGACCCUCACAAAAGCGACACCCUGUAAAGCAAGCCUCAUUUGAAAUAAUUGAAACAAAGCCAGUAUCUGUGGCAAAUAUGACCAUGGAUGAUUUUUACAUACGUGAAGAGCAGAAACCAUGCACGGGAUUACCAACACAAAAUACAUUUCUAUGUGGCUGUAGAGCAAAUACAGAAUCGUGGGUAUUCAUACCAAUACAGGUUAUACAUUUGCGACAAGGGGACAUAAUCUAUGAUUCACAUCCGGUAAAUGCGCAAGGAAAUUUAGUUGAAGAUGAAGACAUAUUUUCUUACGGUAAAAAACUUCAUUUUUCAGCAGGUUUACAUAAAAAGUAUAAUUCAACAGAAAACCCGUGCUAUCAAGAUAAAUCAGGACUAACGAAAGUAAAAGUUGCAGCUUUUGGGAUUAAUUAUAACGGAAUGUAUGAAGACCAUGUAUUCCUUGAUAACAGACCAUCAGUAUCGAAAGCAGUAACUUAUAUAGCAGUCAAAAGACCUGGCUACACCGCUUCAAACACUUUUAUUAUAGCGUCAGACGAAUGUGGGAAAGUAUGUCAGCCGAUGAUUAUUGCUAAGCAACAUAAACAUAGGUAUCCGUCAUACCGGAAGUUUACAGGUGCUGCCAUGGUAACGUUAAAAACGCCAGUGUAUCACAGUGAUUCAUACCGUGGAGCAGAAGCUUUGGUUUGGAACAACAAGAGAAUACCUUAUCAAAACGACAACCAAAUUCCUAUUGUAUUUUACUGUACUCAUGCAAAUGGAAAACCAUGGUAUUAAUAAAAAGAUGGUUACUUGA